This is a messenger RNA of Photinus pyralis (common eastern firefly), 1736 nucleotides long. RefSeq names its product M-phase inducer phosphatase-like. The coding region runs from base 71 to 1168 and encodes 365 amino acids. Gene Ontology annotation, cellular component: nucleus; cytoplasm. The transcript has 2 exons. NCBI's taxonomy places the organism in Eukaryota, Metazoa, Arthropoda, Insecta, Coleoptera, Lampyridae. The record is from RefSeq and is a predicted model, not a curated record. Gene Ontology annotation, biological process: G2/M transition of mitotic cell cycle; positive regulation of G2/M transition of mitotic cell cycle; positive regulation of G2/MI transition of meiotic cell cycle. Gene Ontology annotation, molecular function: protein tyrosine phosphatase activity.
CGCGGGAAUCUUUAGCGAAAAGUCUAAAACGUACAAUUAAGUUGUGUACCUGUGCCAUAUUACUUAUAGAAUGGAUCAAGUUUGGAGAUUAAACAACAAUAACAACUCUUAUGUAGAAGAAGAAGACCCCCACAAUUCAAAUGUAGGCUCUUACGGCAGCUUAAGGCAGACUGAAUCGUUAGAUGUUUCGUUAUUUGAUUCCCCCGAAACGGAAGACGGCCGUAGUGAAAUACGUUCGACCGAUUCGGCCUACGGAACUAGCGAGGAACUACCUGCAAGAGAAUGUACGUUUGACAUACAAGUCGAUAGCUCCCCAUGGCCAAAUUUAGACAAUUCGUUUGAUCAAGAAACGUUCAACUUAUGCCUCAAUGAACUAUCACCGACGGUCGUGAAGUUGCCGAUGGAUUUUAAUGAGUUGUUAACGAGCAGUGUAGAUUCAAAAGCUUUAACUCCGACCCACUCUGAUGUAGCGGUAACGCCCACCAGUAAGCAGUACGUGAAAUUGAAGCAGUCGAAGCGGCCACGUUCCGACAACAAUGCGGAAAUUGAGAAAAAUCCGAAGGUUAGAAACGUCACACCUUCUAAUCCUGAAGACAUCAAGAGUGCCUUACUGCGGUCGGUCACAGACGCAAAUUUGAUUGGAGACUUCAGUAAAUCACACUACCUGCCCCUUAUCUCCGGACAGCAUCCUGAUCUCAAAACUAUAUCGGUAACAACCAUGUCACAACUACUUAAGGGUGACUUUUCUCAUGAUCUCACUUUUACAAUUAUCGACUGUCGUUAUCCCUACGAAUUUACGGGGGGUCACAUUAGUGGUGCUAUCAAUUUAUACACGCAAACUAUGAUUAUUGAAAACCUAUUAAAUAAGACUGUCAUAGAUAAAGAUAAACGAUACGUUCUAAUAUUUCAUUGCGAAUUCUCUAGCUCACGUGCACCAUCAAUGUGCCGCUUUUUGCGCAAUUUUGAUAGAAAACUAAACGAAGAAUCCUAUCCAAAUUUGUCCUACCCAGAAAUGUACCUUUUGGAGGGCGGUUACAAAAAUUUUUACACAAAUUGCUCCAAAUUAUGCGUGCCCGAAGCUUACGUUCCUAUGGAUCAUCCUGAACAUAUCCAAGCUCUUAGUUAUUUUCGUGAACAAACCAAAAUUAAAUUUCAGCCUAAAAUUUAAUUAGCACGAUUUAGUGGUUGAAAAGCUGCACGUGUGAUAAAACAGUUAUAAAACUGUUUGAUAAGUGCAGAAUGGCAUGUGUUUUGAAAAAUAUAUGCUCUCAAUUGCUAAGUCUGGCAGUUGUGUUGUAUCAAUUACUUUGCCAUACUAAAUCGCCCACUUCCAUCAUUUGGAUGGAGCAAAUUUUUCUUUUUAAAGAGGCAAACGUUUAUUUAGAUUAAGUAAUUGUAAGAGAAGAGUGCAAUCAUUGUAGCAUGUAUGGAGCAACAAAAAUUUGGUCAGUUACGUAUUUGCUUUUGUAAUAUUAGAAAGUUAAGUAGGUUUGGAUCGCGUGCAAUGGUUGUAAUGUAUUUAUUCGAGACUAUAUCGAAUGGAUGUUAUAAUCCAAAACUUUUACAUUCAUUACAAUGUAUGAUUAUACAUUUAUCUAUUUUUCAGUCAAUUGGCUGUGCUAUUUUAUCAGUAUUACAAAUUAUAGGGACACGAGUUGCAAUUUAUUUAAUGUGCUUUGUUCCAUAAUACUGUAGUAUUAAGUUCCUUUUAUAAAUUUCAGACUGAAUAUACUUAG